Anolis sagrei ordinatus is the source of this 2161-nucleotide messenger RNA. It is a transcript of the gene RUNX3, whose product is annotated as RUNX family transcription factor 3. The record is from RefSeq and is a predicted model, not a curated record. Gene Ontology annotation, biological process: regulation of transcription by RNA polymerase II; chondrocyte differentiation; regulation of cell differentiation. Gene Ontology annotation, molecular function: DNA-binding transcription factor activity, RNA polymerase II-specific; RNA polymerase II cis-regulatory region sequence-specific DNA binding; ATP binding. Gene Ontology annotation, cellular component: nucleus. Lineage: Eukaryota; Metazoa; Chordata; Lepidosauria; Squamata; Anolidae.
ACUGAGCAGAAGGGAGGGUUGGGUGGCUCUUUUGGAAGGGAAGAGGCGCCCUAACUUUGACGCCGGCGGCGGUGAUGCGUAUUCCCGUAGAUCCCAGCACCAGCCGGCGCUUCACCCCUCCCUCGGCGGCCUUCCCCUGCGGAAAGAUGGGCGAGAACGGCGCGACCCUCGGAGGAGGAGGAGUUGGAGGAGGGAGCCUGGGAGCCGGAGCCCGGAGCCGGACCGAGCCGCCCCGCUCCGUCGUCGACGUCCUGGCGGAUCACCCCGGAGAGCUGGUGCGCACCGACAGCCCCAACUUCCUCUGCUCCGUCCUGCCUUCGCACUGGCGAUGCAACAAGACCCUCCCGGUGGCCUUCAAGGUGGUAGCCCUUGGAGAUGUCCCCGAUGGAACUGUGGUGACUGUAAUGGCUGGCAAUGACGAGAACUAUUCUGCUGAGCUUCGGAAUGCUUCUGCGGUGAUGAAAAACCAAGUGGCCAGGUUUAAUGAUCUUCGCUUUGUUGGACGGAGUGGCCGAGGAAAAAGCUUUACAUUGACAAUUACAGUCUUCACCAACCCCACCCAGGUUGCCACUUACCAUCGUGCCAUUAAAGUGACCGUCGAUGGACCCCGGGAGCCAAGAAGGCACAGGCAGAAGUUGGAAGAACAAGCAAAAUCGUUCCCUAAUCGUUUUGAGGAAAUAGAAAGGCUGCGGCACUCCAUGCGAGUCACCCCCACAAAUCCCAACCGCGGACCCUUAACCACUCCUGGGCACUUCGGACCUCAAGCUCAAAGCCAGAUCCAAGGCACAUCGGAAUUGAGUCCCUUCUCCGAUCCUCGCCAGUUUGACCGGUCAUUUUCCGCAUUGCCAGGCCUCACUGAGACCAGGUUUUCAGACCCCAGGAUGCAUUACCCGGGUGCGAUGUCGGCGGCCUUUCCAUACACAGCCACGCCUUCUGCUACUGGGAUUGGUGGCAUCAGCAUGACCAGCAUGCCCGCCACCACACGGUUCCACCAUACAUACCUCCCCCCACCGUACCCAAGCUCCACCCAAAACCAGAGCGGAGCCUUCCAGACCAACCCAUCUCCUUACCACUUGUACUAUGGUACAUCCUCUGGGUCCUAUCAGUUCUCCAUGGUGGCAGGGGGAGAGCGCUCACCAACAAGAAUGCUUCCCUCCUGCCCAGGUGCAUCAGCUGGAAACAACUUGAUUAACCCCAGUCUCGCCAAUCAGAACGAUGUUGUUGAGGCCGAUGGUAGCCACAGUAACUCGCCCACAGCCAUGACAACUCCUGGGAGAAUGGAUGAAGCUGUCUGGAGACCAUAUUGAAAAAAAGAGACAAGCAAGCCAGGCACCUUCAGCUGUAACGGAAUUAAAAAGCCCAACCACAUCCCAUGAUGGUUGUUAAAAAAGAAGAUAUUAUUAAAAGAGCCACAGGCAACAUUUUCCACAUGUAUCACCAAGUGAAAUUGCUUUUGUACAAAAUAUAGGUAAUUAAGUUAAUUAAGCAAAGGCAGACGAGAUGGGCUGGACGUUUUAAUACAUUUCAAGACAACAUUCUCUUGAUUCCUUUGGGUUCUCCUUGAGCAAUGGUUUAUUGUGUCCUGAAUGUACAUAAAAUGGCAACGCUUUGCCCCUUUGUAGCAAUCCUAGCCAUGCGUGAGAAGGGUAACCAAUCAUCUCAAAGGCAAUGAAUGAACAAAUGAAUGGGGUACUUCAUUCUCUAGGGACCAGGGCUGGAAAGAGACAUCUGUGAAUCUUGGUCAAAAUGAAGUCAAACCAAAAUGCACCAUGUUGUACACCAAACAGGGGUUUGCUUUACAAUUCAGUAAUUGCUUUACUUGGAAGCAAUGUAAGGUUGACAUGUCAGACUGCAAAUAUUGGAUACCAUUUGCUGCGAUCGAAUAGCAAUCCAACAGGUCUCAUCCAUAGGGUACAUAGCGCCUACACAAGCCACGUUCAAAACUGAACAUAGCUGCUAUUUGUUUACAUGGACCUUCUGCAAAAAUUGGGAAAUCGUGACAGGUAGUUUCGUGUUUGGGUUGCAUCGAGAUCCCCCUUUUAAAAAAAAAUCUUGCUUCAAAACACCCAAAAGCAAAGCCAUUGAUUAUGCUGGCUGGAAGUUAUGGGACUUGUAGACCAAAGCCUUAACUUUUCUAUGCACUGGCAACAAAACAAACAAA